CCGUCUGGUGCUCAUCGUAUAGGACGUUGACGCCUUUUACGCGUCGUGAGAAGCUAGAAUGUUGCCGCAACUCCUCCUCCUGUCUCUGGCGGUCGCGCCGAAUCUUGUUACCGGGGCCCUCUUCCCUAAGAAUUCGCAGGUGAAGAUGAUCGGGCACAAAGAAUUCAAGGCUGCCAUGAAGGAGAACAUGACUUCUGUCGUCGCGUUCAUCGCACCGUGGUGUGGUCAUUGUCAAAAAAUGGCUCCAGAAUAUAGCAAAGCUGCUCUUGGCCUCCAUCCGCUCAUACCUAUGUAUGCAGUAGACUGUGACGAUGCAACCAACAAACGGUUAUGUGCUGACCAAGGCGUGAAGGGAUUCCCAACUGUGAAGCUCUAUCCUCGAGGAAAGCAAAUGAAGCCAAUUGAAUUUGAUGGACCUCAGCGAUCUGCUAGUGAAUUCUAUUACUUUGCCCAACGUGGUAUCCCAAACAAAAUCAAGAAGGUUCACUAUAUUGAGGACUUGGAGGGCCAAAUUAACGACAAAAAGAUUAUGAAAAGGCACCGUGCUUUGCUCAUGAAAAAGACGAACAAGAUGCCACUCUUAUGGUCAACGCUCGCAAACAAGUAUGGCGAUGACAUGGAGUUUUUCUCACAUCGGGACCGACGUGGGAAGAGCUCGGUUAAACUUGGCUUCGAAAAGGGCGAGGACGGCGAUUCUAAAGUUCUCAUUUGGCCGGCGGGAGAGACGAAACCCAGGCAAUUCAUGGGCAUCUUGAAGCACGAUUCGCUUUCACGGUUCUUCGACUCUCUUCUCGACGGUAGCGCCAACUUCGAUGAAUUGAAUGCAGCGGCAGCAGCAGAGGAGUUCAUUCCUGACCCAGAACAGCUCGAAAUUGAGCGCCAACAAGAGGCAGAGAUGCUCAAACUUGCUCAUGGAGGGUUUGCAGACAUGAUCGACUUUGAGAAGGCCGUAAAAGAGGGCAGUGCGAAGGACUUCCAUGGAAAGAAUGGAUACCCUGGCAUGAUGGGUGGUGCACCAUCUGCUGGCAAGAAAGCGGAAGGCCAAAAGGAGGAUGCAAAGAGCCAGGAAACUUCGUCGUCUUCAUCUAAGUCGAAGAAGGUCAGAAUGCCGAUGACGGAUGAAGCGGGUCAGGUAGUGAUGGACGCUAACGUCGGGCCAGCAGCCGGUUCCGCAACCGCGACAGCCACCGAAGCUGUAUCUGAAGCAGCAACUGAAACACCAGCAGAGACCCCCGAGGCCGCAUCGGAGCCCGAACCUGAAGUGGAGGCUGAACCUGAGCCUGAAGCCGAGACCGUCGCGGCUGAGAAGGUUGAUGCAGAAGAGAGGAGCGCACCUGCACCAGAGCCUCCCGUUGAGCCAUCUGCUGAAACAGCUGAAGAGCACGAAGAACAUGUCAAAGACGAGCUUUAGGAAUUCGCUUUUGCUUUUGUUGUAUUUUAAUUUCGUCAAUUGCUGUGAAUCUCUUUGCAU
Messenger RNA from Fomitiporia mediterranea MF3/22, 1471 nucleotides. RefSeq lists its product as uncharacterized. The transcript is spliced from 6 exons. Gene Ontology annotation, cellular component: endoplasmic reticulum lumen. Gene Ontology annotation, molecular function: protein disulfide isomerase activity; protein-disulfide reductase activity. NCBI's taxonomy places the organism in Eukaryota, Fungi, Basidiomycota, Agaricomycetes, Hymenochaetales, Hymenochaetaceae. Gene Ontology annotation, biological process: response to endoplasmic reticulum stress. The record is from RefSeq and is a predicted model, not a curated record. Bases 59 to 1411 code for a protein of 450 amino acids.